Messenger RNA from Mytilus trossulus (common blue mussel), 1422 nucleotides. RefSeq names its product m7GpppX diphosphatase-like. Lineage: Eukaryota; Metazoa; Mollusca; Bivalvia; Mytilida; Mytilidae. Gene Ontology annotation, cellular component: nucleus; P-body. Gene Ontology annotation, biological process: deadenylation-dependent decapping of nuclear-transcribed mRNA. The coding region runs from base 4 to 1023 and encodes 339 amino acids. The transcript is spliced from 4 exons. The record is from RefSeq and is a predicted model, not a curated record. Gene Ontology annotation, molecular function: RNA 7-methylguanosine cap binding; hydrolase activity.
UUCAUGAAAGUAAACAUGGAAAAGGAAUCUCCAGAAAAAGCAAAGAAAAGGAAAAUCGACGAGGACGGCAAUGGAGACAAAGCUAGAGAAGAAAGUCAAUCAUUUGAUGGAUUCAAAGUAAAAGCUGUCAUUAAUGAAAAUGCGAGACAAAAAUACCUAUUUCUUCAUUGUACGAAAAAUGAUGAAGAUGCUGUUGUGCUGUUGGAGAAAACACCUUUUGAUUCAUCUAUGACAGAUAAAAUUUUGUCAGACAACACUAAAAUCAGACAGACUUUACAAAAUGAUAUUUACUACACUUACUCAGCUCUUCUGCCUGAAAACCUCAAUGGUGUGAAAGCUGCAGUGAUCUGUCCUGCCUCAGAAAAACAUAUCAAAAAGUAUACGGAACAAGAGUCAUUUGUAAUACAAGAAACAGCAGAGUUGUAUACCAAAGUCACUUUACCAUACUUAGAGAAACAUUCAUUUAGUACCCAGUGGGUGUACAAUAUCCUAGAAAAGAAAAAAGAAGCAGACAGAAUUGUGUUUGAAAAUGCAGAUCCAGAUACAGGGUUUAUUCUAUUACCAGACAUGAAAUGGGAUGGCAAGGACUUAAAUAGCCUAUAUCUACAAGCCAUUGUACAUAAGCAUGGACUCAAGUCAGUCAGGGAUCUGAACAAAUCCCAUUUACCUUUGCUAAACAACAUAUUGGAGGAAGGUGCAGAUGUGAUCAACCAAGAAUAUGGUAUACCAAAGUCCAAACUUCGGAUAUACAUCCAUUACCAACCUUCAUAUUAUCAUUUACAUGUUCAUUUUAAUCAUAUCAACUUAGAAUCUCCUGGCUUUGACGCUGACAGAGCUCAUUUAUUGGUGGAUGUUAUUGAAAAUAUUGAAAUGAAUGACAGUUACUACCAGGAUAAAACCCUAGUUUAUCGAGUGAGAGAACAAGAUGAACUCUAUAAACUUUAUCAAGAUGAAGGAUACUUUGUUGAUUUUCCGAUAAAUACAAGCGUAUCAUCAAAUUCAUCUUUGACUGCAGCAUCAUAAAUAGAUGUAAAUCUUGUCUUCAUUCUUUGUAUGAAUAUUAUUGUUUUAAAUGACAGUGUAGUACACUGUAUAUUCAUUUCAUUUCAAAACAAACAUUUUUAUUUCUCAGGAAAAAAAGAGAUGUAGAAGUUUAUUUGAACUUUCAAUCUAAAGGCAGUUAUUUAUCAUUAUUUAUUGUAAAUUUAUUCAUGCAUUUAUAAUUUACAUCCAUGAUGCCUACUAGUAGUAGAAUUGCAAAACUAAUGGGAUUUAGUAUUGCAAGCUGAACUUGCCAUUAUGAUUAUACAAAAAUUGAAAGAACAUAUUUUUGCAAUGAAUAUCCUUUCUUCAUUUGUGCAUUUAUAAAAUCAAAACAGUUCUGUAUUUUUUUAACUUUGCAAUAUUAAACAUUUUGAAGAC